Molecule: messenger RNA, 870 nt
Organism: Triticum aestivum (bread wheat)
Lineage: Eukaryota; Viridiplantae; Streptophyta; Magnoliopsida; Poales; Poaceae
Product: citrate-binding protein-like
Exons: 3
Coding region: 1-636 (211 amino acids)
Source: RefSeq, a predicted model, not a curated record
AUGGCUCCUCGCUCUCUCUCUUGGAUUAGCGUCUCUCUGCUCGUCUUGUUGGCGUCAGCGGCCGACCCAACCUAUGGGUUCACGUCGGUGAGGCUCGAGGAGAGCAACUUUGUGCUGCAGCGCCCCUACGACGAGGCGAGCGGCGCACGCUACAGCUUCGACGGCACCGUGCGGAAGCUCUGGGUGCUCGCCUCCGACAAGCCCCAUGCCCGCCAGAGCCAUACCAGCCCAAGAACUGAGAUCAGGAUGGCAGGCUACGACUACAGCUCCGGCGUGUGGCAGUUCGAGGGUUACGGGUACGUCCCCUCCGGCACCACGGGGGUGUCUAUUAUGCAGGUGUUCGGCGCCGGCGAGACGGCCACCACGCUCAUGCUGCAUGUUUACAAUGGCGCGCUGCGGUACUACGACCGACAGCUCGUCGAGGAUGCCAUCUAUGACAGAUGGUUCCGGCUGAACGUGGUCCACGACGUCGAGGCGUCGACGCUCACCGUGUACAUCGACGGCCAGCAGAAGCUGCAUGUCCAGGGCCGCGGCGGGGACUCACACUACUUCAAGUUUGGCGUGUACGCACAGAACCACGACUCCAGCUGCAUGGAGUCUCGCUGGAAGGACGUCAGGAUCUUCAAGAAGCAUUAGAAUUAUUUGUGCAUAUAUAUGUAUGUUGAUGGAGUUACUAUGUUUGUAUUGUUUAUUUUGUUGGUUGGUUCUUUGCCUCCUCACAGCUUCUACUCUAUUUGUUGGUUGGUUCGAUCUUUAAUUCCAUAAAUAUUGAGUGUUCUCUACACUACUGUAGGAUUCCCAAAUCUACAAUUUUGUUUCAGUGAUGUAUUGUUAGCAUCUUGAUGUGAUAAUUUAUUCUUUAUUUGGUUA